Messenger RNA from Carlito syrichta (Philippine tarsier), 3211 nucleotides. It is a transcript of the gene ANO6, whose product is annotated as anoctamin 6. Gene Ontology annotation, biological process: chloride transmembrane transport; calcium activated phosphatidylserine scrambling; calcium activated phosphatidylcholine scrambling. Bases 132 to 2861 code for a protein of 909 amino acids. The transcript has 20 exons. Gene Ontology annotation, molecular function: protein dimerization activity; chloride channel activity. Gene Ontology annotation, cellular component: plasma membrane. The record is from RefSeq and is a predicted model, not a curated record. Lineage: Eukaryota; Metazoa; Chordata; Mammalia; Primates; Tarsiidae.
AACAAAACAAACCAUGGAGAUGAAGCAAGGCAGAGGAAAUUGUGCUUACUUAAGUUCUUCUCAGGGAUAUUGCUAUUUGUGAAUGAAGGAAGUCCUCAGAGUUGACACUAAGGUAAAGUUGGGAGAGAGAGAUGCCCAAGGGGCUCACCAGUUUGUCCAUUCCCCUUUUGUUUUGCUGCAGAAUGUUUUGUGCUGCUGUGUUGGAAAACCUUGAACAGACAAUUGUUCCUGAUUUUGGGUCACUGGAAAGUCAGCAUGAUUUCCGAACCCCGGAGUUUGAAGAAUUUAAUGGAAAAUGUGACUCUCUCUUUUUUAAUGAUGGCCAGCGAAGAAUUGACUUUGUUCUAGUAUAUGAGGAUGAAAGUAGAAAAGAGACCAGUAAAAAGGGUACAAAUGAAAAACAAAGGAGAAAAAGACAAGCAUACGAAUCUAACCUUAUCUGUCAUGGCCUGCAGCUGGAAGCCACAAGAUCAGUUUUGGAUGACAAGCUUGUAUUUGUAAAAGUGCAUGCACCGUGGGAGGUAUUAUGUACAUAUGCUGAGAUCAUGCACAUCAAAUUGCCUCUGAAACCCAAUGAUCUGAAAAACCGGUCCUCAGCCUUUGGUAGACUCAACUGGUUUUCCAAAAUCCUCAGCGUGGAUGAGAGUAUCAUCAAGCCAGAACAGGAGUUCUUCACUGCUCCAUUUGAAAAGAACCGGAUGAAUGAUUUUUACAUUCUCGAUAGAGAUGCCUUCUUUAAUCCAGCCACCAGAAGCCGCAUUGUUUACUUCAUCCUCUCCCGGGUUAAGUAUCAAGUGAUGAACAACGUUAACAAGUUUGGGAUCAACAGACUUGUAAACUCUGGGAUUUAUAAGGCAGCUUUCCCUCUCCACGAUUGCAAAUUCCGCCAUCGGUCAGAGGAUCCCAGCUGCCCUAAUGAACGGUACCUUCUGUACAGGGAGUGGGCUCAUCCUCGAAGCAUAUACAAAAAGCAGCCCUUGGAUCUCAUCAGGAAAUAUUAUGGAGAGAAGAUUGGAAUCUACUUUGCUUGGCUGGGCUAUUACACGCAGAUGCUCCUCCUGGCAGCAGUCGUGGGAGUGGCUUGCUUUCUCUACGGAUACCUUAAUCAAGAUAACUGUACUUGGAGCAAAGAAGUUUGUCAUCCUGAUAUUGGUGGCAAGAUUAUAAUGUGUCCUCAAUGUGAUAGGCUUUGUCCAUUCUGGAAACUCAAUAUUACUUGUGAGUCAUCAAAGAAAUUGUGCAUCUUUGACAGUUUUGGAACCCUGAUCUUUGCUGUAUUUAUGGGAGUAUGGGUUACCUUGUUUCUGGAGUUUUGGAAGCGGCGCCAGGCAGAACUUGAGUAUGAAUGGGAUACUGUUGAGUUACAGCAGGAAGAACAAGCCCGGCCAGAAUAUGAAGCACGGUGUACUCAUGUGGUGAUAAAUGAGAUUACUCAGGAAGAAGAGCGCAUUCCCUUUACCACCUGGGGAAAAUGUCUACGGAUAACCCUCUGUGCAAGUGCUGUCUUUUUCUGGAUCCUGUUGAUCAUCGCUUCAGUCAUUGGGAUCAUUGUGUAUAGGCUCUCAGUGUUCAUUGUAUUUUCUGCAAAACUUCCCAAGAACCUUAAUGGAACAGACCCAAUCCAGAAGUAUCUGACUCCACAGACAGCCACAUCCAUCACUGCCUCCGUCAUCAGCUUCAUCAUCAUCAUGAUUCUGAACACCAUCUAUGAGAAGGUGGCCAUUAUGAUUACUAACUUUGAACUCCCAAGGACCCAGACUGAUUAUGAGAAUAGCCUAACCAUGAAGAUGUUCUUAUUCCAGUUUGUCAACUACUAUUCUUCAUGUUUCUACAUAGCAUUCUUUAAAGGCAAAUUUGUAGGCUAUCCGGGAGACCCAGUUUAUUGGUUGGGAAAGUACAGAAAUGAAGAGUGUGACCCAGGUGGCUGUCUUCUUGAACUGACAACUCAGCUGACAAUAAUCAUGGGAGGUAAAGCAAUCUGGAAUAACAUACAAGAAGUAUUACUGCCCUGGAUCAUGAAUCUAAUUGGACGGUAUCACAGAGUUUCGGGGUCAGAAAAGAUAACCCCACGAUGGGAACAGGACUACCAUCUACAGCCCAUGGGCAAACUGGGAUUAUUUUAUGAAUAUCUUGAAAUGAUUAUUCAGUUUGGGUUCGUCACCUUGUUUGUGGCCUCUUUUCCACUGGCCCCUCUGUUGGCUCUCGUGAACAAUAUAUUGGAAAUAAGAGUGGAUGCCUGGAAACUGACCACCCAGUUUAGACGCCUGGUGCCAGAGAAAACACAAGACAUUGGAGCGUGGCAGCCCAUCAUGCAAGGAAUAGCAAUUCUGGCUGUGGUGACCAAUGCCAUGAUCAUUGCUUUCACAUCAGACAUGAUCCCCCGCCUGGUGUAUUACUGGUCCUUCUCCGUCCCACCCUAUGGGGACCACACUACCUACACUAUGGAGGGGUACAUCAACAACACUCUCUCCAUCUUCAACAUCGCCGACUUCAAAAACAAAAGCAGGGGAAACCCGUACUCUGGACUUGGGAACCAUACCACGUGCAGGUAUCGUGACUUUCGAAACCCACCUGGACACCCACAGGAGUAUAAACACAACAUCUACUAUUGGCAUGUGAUUGCAGCCAAGCUGGCUUUUAUCAUUGUCAUGGAGCAUAUCAUCUACUCUGUGAAAUUUUUCAUUUCAUAUGCAAUUCCCGAUGUAUCAAAACGCACGAAAAGCAAGAUCAAGAGAGAAAAAUACCUAACCCAAAAGCUACUUCACGAGAGUCACCUCAAAGAUAUGACAAAAAACAUGGGCGUUAUAGCGGAGAGGAUGAUUGAAGCAGUGGAUAACAAUUUUCGACCAAAAUUAGAAUAAGAACUUUAUGUUCUGAGAAGCACUUUAAGGAAUUUAGCUCUGUCAAAAUAUAUUAUGAAUCACUAAUGAGAAUCUUUAAGUUAAAUCACUUUGGCAAAUAUGAGUCUUAACUUUUGCCAUUUCCAUGCAUAUUAUUUUUUCAGUUUCAGCUAGUGAUGCAGGAACCGGAAAAUGUAAAACUUAGAUCAAGAAGGGCAUAAAACUAAUCACCUGGAAAACCUAAAAUAUUACUUUUUUUUGAUAAAUUGGAAUUUUAGUAAUAUAGAAAACGUCUCCUAGUAUGCUCAAAAACCGCCUCUUGUAAAGCAGAAUUACUUUCAUUUCUUUCUAUUCUCAGGCACAUGAUCUCC